AUGAUACUGCUCAUCUUUUUAGUCUGUACAACACAUCCAACUCUGAUUUAUUAGUAUGAUGCAUAUUCUAACAUCAUAGAUGGUAUUUAUUUUAACGUUAAAUUUAUAUUUUAGGAUGGGAAGAUGAAACUCACGUUUGUAGUUUCGAAACUUGUGGACAGAUUCAUUUUUUUGGGACAUCUUUUAAUGAUGAGAUUAAAAUUAGCAGAAUAUUUUUAAAUUUAGAACCUCAUUCUCAUAUUAAAGUGGAAGCUGAAUUUCUUAAGUAAUUAUUUAUUUAUAAUAAAAAAAGUAUUGAUGACACUUACAUAUCUAAUUUUAUGAUAGAUGAAGAAUUAACAUAAUAUGAGUCAAAAAUGUUAUUUUAAAUCUGUGGUGACGAGAAUCCCGAAUAUUUAUAAACUAUAUCUAUAGUUAGGUUACAUAAUAGAAGAUCUGUUUGGAUAUAUAUUCAAACCUAUUAUGGAGGAUUAAUAUCAUUCCGAUUAAGUAUCCUUAAAUGUUCGGAUUUAUGUGUUGGAUGCAUAGAUAAUUAUCAUAAAUUUUGUUAAUCAUGGAAACUACAUCAAUAUUCAUUUAAUUAGAAAUCAAUCACAAAUUAUGACGGAUGGACUCUUAUUUCAGUAUUAAAUUAAAAUAUUAACCUUUUCAAUUGUGGAGACUGUUAAUUUAUAAUAUUUUAGGAAAUUAAUUUUUUUACUAAAUUACCUCCUCAUGAAGAUGUAUUAAUAAGAUUCUUUAAAUUAUUUACUAAUCCUAUAAUUAUAGACUAUUUGGAAAGUUAAUAAACAAUAAGUUUUGAAAAUUAAAUAGAAAUAUUAUUAAGAAAUCAUCAUAAUCCAAUAUUAUAAUUGAAUAUUAAAACCUAAUCCAAUUCAGAUUUUGGUUUUAUCAGAGAUUUUGAAUUGUAUUAUACUCAACCAGAGCUAAUGUUUAAUAAUUUAAAUGAAGGUUGUUUAGAGUAAUUUUAAGAUAAAUGUUUGAAUUGCCAGGAAGGUUGGAUUUUAGAUGAAUUUCAAGAAAAUUGCCAUCCAAUUUGUGGGGAUGGUAUUAUACAUGGCUAAGAAUAAUGCGAUUAUGGUAAUUUAAUAUCUAAAUAUUCUUGCCAUUUAUGCAAAUAUUCAUGUAUAGACUUUUGUAAAAUCUGUUAAUUUGGAAUUUGUUUACAAUGUUAGGAUGGAUUUAUUAUUAAUGGUAAUUUUAUUUGUGAUCCUUUAUGUGGGGAUGGUAAUUUAAUUCCUUAUUCAACCGAAUAAUGUGAAAUAUCAGUUAAUGGAGUUAAUGGGGUAUAGGAUGGUUGUUUAGAUUGUAAAUUUAUCUCAAUUGAAAAUUGUAAAACUAAUCACUUUUCAAUUUGUUUAGAAUGUGAAGUAGGAUUUGAUAUUUUAGAAAGCAUAUGUUUCCCUCAUUGUGGAGAUAAAUUGAUUCUCAAAUAAUAUGAAGAUUGUGAUGAUGGUAAUUUAUAACCUUAUGAUGGUUGUUUUGAAUGUAAAUUUCAGUGUAUUGAAGAUUGUAAAACGUGUGAAAAAGGAUAAUGCAUUUAAAUAUGCGAAGAUGGAUAUGAGUAUGUUAAUAAUAGUUGCCUCUCUGUUUGCGGUGAUCAAAUUGUCACAAAAGAAGAAGAUUGUGAUGAUGGUAAUUUGCAACCUUGGGAUGGUUGUUUUCUUUGCAAGUAUUCUUGUCCACAAUAUUGUUAUGAUUGCUAUUAAGGUAUUUGUCUAGAAUGUUAUUAUCAAUACUAAUUACUUAAUUCAAAUCAAUGUAAGUAACAAUUAAAUUGUGGAGAUGGAUAUUUAUAAGAAUAGGAGGAAUGUGAUGAUGGAAAUUAUGAAGCACUGGAUGGAUGCAAAGAUUGUUUAAUUGAGUUAAAUUGGAUAUGCAUUACAAUAAUAAAAGAUUCCCCUAGUUAAUGCACAUUUGUCAAAGCUCCUAAUUUAAUUAUUAAUUAUCUCAAUAUAACUUAAAAUAAAUAGUAUAUAAGCAUUUAAUUUAAUUAAGGAGUAAAAAUAAACACAACUUAACUAUUAUCAAAAACAAUAAAUUAUGUAUUGGAAAAUAUUAGCUAAAAGAACUGGAAAGGUAGUCUAUUUAUAAUAUAGGAUGUUGGGUCAGAUGUGAAUUUUGGAGAAUAUAUUAUUUCAAUAGAAGUAAAUUAAUUACUAGAAUUUAGACCAAUCUUGAAAAUUUAACUAAACCAGAUGGUUACUAAUAUAGAAAAUGCUGUUUUAUAGGAUGGUGA
Paramecium sonneborni is the source of this 2239-nucleotide messenger RNA. The record is from the annotation of a GenBank genome assembly. NCBI's taxonomy places the organism in Eukaryota, Ciliophora, Oligohymenophorea, Peniculida, Parameciidae.